Messenger RNA from Bemisia tabaci, 7600 nucleotides. Lineage: Eukaryota; Metazoa; Arthropoda; Insecta; Hemiptera; Aleyrodidae. The record is from RefSeq and is a predicted model, not a curated record.
UAUAGCGGCGAGCUUCCGGUACAGAUAUAAAUCCAAGCCAUCAUCAUUGGCUAGAUUACCCAGCAAGACGUUAAUCCUACUAGGUGGUAUAGCCGGAAUGAAGUUAGGAUCAGCUCUGCGGUAACAGAUUUUCGGAAUGAUAGCUAUAGUUCGAGGUUCGUAAAAGAGCAUAACUGACACAGACAUGAGACAUAACUGACUGAAUUCAGAGACAAGGUGGAGACUGAAUCAGAAAUACCACCCGGACAAAGAUGCUUUGUGCAUGGUACAAGUUGUCUUUUGAAAUCCGGCUUUCUGGGGCAGUGUUGGUUUUUUUGUCUUUUUAAAAUAAGAUAAGAUAAUAGAAGGUAAUAUAAUUGAGUUUCUAAAAAAAAUAAAAUAACCACAGUAGCGACAAACUACUAAGUUUCUUGAUUGACUUCAGGAAAAUAGCCAAACCAAUACGCAACAACAGCAGCGCAAAUAAUAGCUGAGCGGGAAUCCUUACGCUUAACUCUAUAAUAUGAAAAUACCCAACAAGAUUGCGCGAUAUACUCAUAUAUAGUCAUACUGGGCGAGAUGUAAACGAAUAUGACUAUACAUGCGGAAACGGCUAUUUUAGCAGUUUCGGGAAGGGUUACAACGGAAGGCAGAAAUUCAACGAGUCCGAAAAAUUUUCCUUCGUUUUUUAGCACCCAUUUAGAAUGAGUGCUGUUCUCUGAUUUCAAAUAGAGCCCGACAUCAGUUCUCUGAAAAUCAACAUAAAAGUUGACCAUGAAAAUAGUUGAUACGAUUGUAAUCAACAAAAACGUCCCAUUAUUAGUAGCAGUCUUUUAAGGAGUGAAGAUGUCUUGCCCUAUUUCCUGCAAAUCAAAAAUUUUUGGUUCCUCUUUCUGAACGGGCGGAGGGUUUUCUGUCCUCGUCAUCGGACGGGAUGGAGCCCGAAUCGAUGUAACACCCAUAUUUGUCACGGGUGUCGUUUGACCGUUGAAAGUUCGUCGUAUGGAUGAAUCCACGAGACAGAUAGAUGUGAAUUGAAGAUAUUAACUCGUAUGGAAGGCCGUUUGCACCUAUAAAUUAAAAACUGAAAAUAUAUUUUUCUUUACCACACAUUUUUGUGUGCAUUUUUGCACGAAGACAAAAAAUACAUGAUGACAAGUGAAACUGCCUCAUAUUUAUGCCCACGAUUGCGACGCCAGUUAUACCAAAAAAUCACUGUGUAUAGAAAAUUAUGAAUCAUUAUAAAGAUAUUUACAAUUGUGCGUAAAAUAUGUAGAGUGCAAAAUAAAAGAAAAAAUACCUGUCAAAUUGUCCCUGCUAGUCUAAUAUCAUAAACCACCGUGAAAAAAUUAUCGCUAAUUGAGCCGUGGACUGUCAUCUGAGGUAUUUUUUGAUUGAACUGUCAGAGUAGAGGAUGAUUCUGUGUCAAUGAAUAGCAACUAUGUGGUGUUUUUUUUGGCAAUGAAGAACGUAUGGACAGUUCCCAUGUUUAAAAUCAUUCGGUGCAUGAUUGAGCCUGGAAUUUUUGAUGAAGGCUGAGGAGUACUUCUUCUCAUUUUCCCACUUACUAUUGUCAACAUUGUCUAGAAAUCGAUUAGAGUAGUCCGACAAUGUUGCAAUGUAAUUUGAACAGAUGUUCUCUCCACAUUGGCCUCUACUACAAUAAACUACUUAGUUGGAAGGCUGGUAAAUAUACUCAAGUGAGUAAAGCAAACUGUUCUUCAACUGAGUUAUCAUUAUCAUAAUUUUGUUACCAUUUUUUUGUUCGAAUACCAGUUUAUUACAAAUAUGUAAACUGACCUUGUUACUAUACAUCCUUUCUUAAAUACACUCUGGCGAACAAUCUUCAGUUAUGAGGGUGUCUUCGUCAGGAUACAAAUUACUAUAUGACUGUGUGUAUUUCUUGUACAAACUAAGUCUGUCGAGUCCGCUACACCAAUUAGAAGGAGGGUGGUCUUGCAGUCCAGUGCGCGGCCUACCCAGCGCAGCUGCGCGUCCUCCGCGUAUCGCAACAGUCGCCAUGUCUCCUCUGGUGUGCUCCCAUCGAAGCCGUAACACUGACUCAACAGUUUGGACACAGAAGACAAGGGCAUCCAGAACCGUGUCGCGUCCCCAACAUCGUCACCCGCGAGGUACAGUUCGUCCCCUUCCAGCACCAGAGACCUCCUGAGAUCCGCCCCAGUGGGAUGGAAAGUCUCCACUUUCCUCACUGGCGGAGUAGCAGGCGGAGUCCUGACGAUGUCCGGAGCGUUUUGUUCGCCAAACGACGAGUAGUCCUCCGCAUUCGGGUAUAUUAACCUCAAUGCGGAGGAUUUCCUUCCUGCCAUUAUUUUUGCUCGAGGGGCUGCAACUGGGGGCACUUCCACCGGUGUGGGCAAGUCGUCCUCCAGCUCCAAGUUUAAAUUCGGGCUCUAGCUCCAAGGAUACAACGCCACUUGUUCUUAAUUACUCCAUCCACCCUUUCCACACAGUUCCGCGCUAAAAUGUGUGCAGCCGUGCAGCGGCCCUCUGGAGAAUCGGGGUCUGCACCGACGAUUGGAACCAGCAACCAGGAUUUCAAAGGAUAGCCGCUGUCACUAGUGUGUUUUGUAAGCUGGUCUCGUUUAUCUUGGACCUGGCAUAAUUCUAGGCAAACAUAGAUGCUGAUAUUUGAGAAUACUCAGCAUUAGACAAGAUGGUCUGUUCGUCCGACCGGAUAUGACUCUCUACACCAUCGAUGUGCUCUUUGAUCGCCUUUUGAGAAAGAUAAGUAUAUAAUCCCAUGCCUAACGAGACUACACCAAAUAUCGUGGCGGCAAUUGGAAUUCCCGCAAAUCUCUUGUUUCUGAGAGAUUGCUGAGAGCGAUUGAGAAUCUGAUUGCAAUGUGUUCCAGGUAGGGUGCAAGGUGUAUCACCCUGACCGUAAGAUGUUUUUGGCAAUGACUGAAUAAUUUUGGCAGUCCUUGCCUGGAAAUCUUUCUUUAAAUCUUCAUGGCCCGAACUACAAUGCCAUAGUUCGAGAGUCACCAGCUAGAGUUUUUAAGUUUCUGUAGUCGCCGUAAACGGCGAUGAUGCCCAACGCUUCUUGGUACUGCGUCACAAGAGCGUCUCUCUUUUCAGAAUAGGCAAAGUAUUUUUAUGAAGCGCCAUCUGCAGAAAAACUCGCUGCAAAUUCUCAGGCAGGUGUUUAAGUGCAUCGGUGGCAUCGGUGGCAUCGGCUCCAGAGAAAACUGACCUGCUAAACAACAACAACAACAAAUCGACCCUAACCCUACUCGAGUGUCAUGAAUUUAUUACAAUUUGCAAUUUACAAUGCCGUUUAUUGCUCUUGUUUUUCUUACUGGAGGUUUAAGUGUUUUACAUUGUAAGUACCAAUUAGAGGCUUUUUUCUUAAUUUUAUUUGUGGAAUUUCCAUCUUGAGGAAUUAUGCUUACUAGCUGUUUGUCGCGUGCUUCAUGCACCUCUAGUCACUUACAGUAUUUGGCUCGCUCCGCUAAUCCCUUUUUGGUGAACUUUCAUGCAUAGUAGAUCAGGUGCGUCUACCUACAAAACCUGCAUGUAUUAUCGGCUGUUCAGCUUGCAGCUUUAUGAAAUGAUUUAAAUGAGACUCUGCUGGGUACUGUCAUGAGAUAAAUGGUUUCAAAUGUUUGAGACUGCGGAUGAAAGCUCCGAAAAAAAUUUCAGGCCCCCUGUUUAGAUGAUAGAAAUUAUUUUGUUUGGAAAUUUCUUGGCUUCAAUUCCUGCUUGACUCGAACCAUCCUUUUUCAUUGAUAUCGCCAGGGCAGCACAUCAUGCUACCUUGCAUAUUACAACGUUAUCAUGACAAGUUUUGGGGUCAGGAAAUCUCCGAUGUUUUAGCAACAAAGCUCUGAUGUGUUACAUAAUUUCUUUCAGAAUUUUCCGAAAGCUCCAAAAACUCCAAUUAUCUAAUCCCUACAAAUGUUUAAAACUAUCCAGGUACACAAAAUUUAGCAAACUUUUGGGCAAAAUUUCAGAGAAAUUGUGCGGAAAUGGCAUUCAAUCAGUCUUAAAGAAUAAAUUGUUAAAACUAUCUUGGAAAAGAUAUGAAAGUUCUGAAUAUUGGACAUAACUCUGUGGACUGGGGACACUGAUCAAUACUUCUUAAACCUUGCUCUGUGUGUAACAGUACAUACUUCGUCAUAGAUCAGAAUUCAUCCCGUUCACUCCCUCCCUUGAUCACAUUUAGUAUAGUUCACGCUAACCAAUUUAUUGUGUUAUUUUUUUUAUCAUGUGAUUUUUAUGAAUGACAAUGCUCUAGUUUGUGCCAUUAUUUUUGUUUCCAGAAAUCUGUUAGGCAUUGUUGCUGAGGCUUUCAAUUCAUUGAAAAAUCAAGAUAUUUUCUCUCACGCUGAAAAUGGACUUCUUUGAGAGGGUGCUUAGAAAUUAUGAAACUGUGACAAACUGUAUCAGGCAACAAAAUGCAGAGCUUUUAUCACUUCAGUUACCAACUUUUUCCGAAAAUUAUAAUUUGUUUGCUCGUAUUUCUGAAAAUAUUGAUGAUGUUGUUACAAGCUGCUGGUUAUCUGGUCUUUUGAAUCUUUUUCGAGAUCGAAUGGUGGAGUGUGAAAAUUUGUUGGCCAGAUCAUCAACUGAAGUACCGCUUAAUGUAUCUUGUAUUAAUUUGCCAUUGUUACGUGAAGGGCGCAAUGGUAGAGCCAGAAUUCAUAUUCCAGCUGAUCAAGUGAUUGCAUUAAGGAAUUGUGGUAUUGCUUGGAAGAAAAUUGCUCAGAUUUUAAAUAUUUCACGUGAUACUUUACGGAAUGCUCAGAAGCGAAACCACAUUGAAGAUCCGAGAAGUUACCAAGAUGUGAGUGAUAAUGAGCUAUUGACUGUAAUAGCCGAAAUCAAACGAGAACACCCUUCAGCUGGAUACAGAUACGUGUGGUCAGCAUUGAAAUCUAGAGGUAUAUUUGUUCCAAGACGUCGAUUGAUGGCACCAAUUAGAACUAUCGAUCCAAUCGGAGUACUAAAUAGACGUAGGCAGAGGUUACGAAGGAGGCAGUAUAAAGUUAAAGCAGCAAAUUAUUUAUGGCACAUGGAUGGCAAUGAAAAACUUGUUAACUGGAAUAUGUACAUUCAUGGUUGUGUCGAUGGCCUAAGUCGAAAAAUUAUCUACCUUGAAUUAAGUCUUACAAAAUUAGCUGAAGUGGUGUUGGAAUUCUUCACCCGAGGAGUAGCUGAAAAUGGUCUGCCCAUGAGGGUGCGUGGCGAUCAUGGAACUGAAAAUGCCCGUGUUAUCGACUUUAUGAACGACAGACGUUCAACCAUUGACACUCCAUUUAUUUUAGGUAAAAGUGUACAUAACACAAGAAUUGAAAGAAUGUGGGGGGAAGUAAACAGAAUUGUUAGUUAUAAAUUUCGUACCAUUUUUCAUUAUUUAGAAGACUGUGAAGUUUUAAGCCAACUCUCAUUAUUAGACCUGUUCAUCAUUUGGUAUGUUUACUUUCCCAGAAUCCAAAAAAGUUUAACAAACUUUAAAAACUCUUGGAAUCAGCAUGGACUGAGCACGGUAAAUAAUCGAAAUCCUAAUGAAAUAUGGCUUACCAGUUUAAUACAACUUAGUUAUCAAAAAGAUGUAUUUGGGUUAAGUCUGGUUCCUGAGCGUUUGAGUUUUAAUUCCAAAAUAAGGAGUGAAUCGUUCACUGAUAUCCUCCUAAAAAGUAAUCUUGGACUCGAUUUAAAUACAAUUGAACAUUACUGUGCAAUCUUUGAGGAAUUAGUUCCUGAUCCUAUGAUAGACGAUAACCGAGAAGGAAUAAAUCUUUAUUUAACGUUGCGUAAUCAUUUCUAUAAUGAGUGAAUUUUGUGUUUAAAAGAACAAUUCCAUUCUUUCAAACUAGAGCGCUUCUCUAUAAAUUCAAAAACGAACAAAACGCACUUCUACCUUUCAUUGUGUUCAUUGGGUGAAAAGUAUCGUGGGAAAAGGUUGCAGCUGGUUUUUUGGUUAAAAAACAUAUUGCAUUAAUUUUUCUUCAGCUCAGACUCAGAGAAAAACAAAAUUCUAUCCUUUGGACAAGUUCUUCGUCACAUUACUUAUUACCUUAAAAAAUUAAAUGAGCCGGGAGGAUAUUUUAAUGUUUGAAGGAUCCAUUUUUGUGUUUUUGGGGCCCUUAAAAAUCGUGAGCACCAAAAAAAUUUAAAAACCUACCCAUAACCGAAAACUGGUGACUUUAAAUAACCUGAUUUUUGAGGUUCCUGCUCUGAAAAAGGUAUGUGGCGCGAGUCAAAACUUGGUCUGAUGGCGCUUAAAAAAAAAGAGAAAAGAAAAAGGAAAGAGGGAAGGAGUUCAAUCAGUUAAUCUAAAUGUCUUCAGGCGAUUUUAAUUUACUUUGUUGUUGACAUGAGCAAUAACAUGAAUUUCCCCGUAAAGGCAAGUAGACAGACUUUUUACUUGCACUUCUGGAGUGCAGGAACUUCAAAAAUCGGAAUGAUUGAAUUUUUGUCCUCUCAGUUAUAAGUAGGUUUUGAAAUUUUUUAUGAUUCUCAUCAUUUUCAGUAACCCCAAAAACAGAGGCAUUGACCCUUGAAACAUUAAAAUUCCCAAUUAGUAUAAAUAAGUUACGUACUACAUUUAUUUAUUCAGAGAGUAAUUAAAAGUGGCAUUUUCCCCCAAAAUUGUAAGUAAAUACUCUUGAUAUGGAAUAGAAUAAUCUUGAUUUCAAGAAAAUAUUUCAAUUCGUUUUCCAAAAAAAAAAAAUUAGAGGAAAUUGUGUGUUGUCACAAUGAGUCUGUUUCAAACACUUUUUAUGUAGCAAUUUCAAACAUUAAUUCAUAUAUAGUUCUGCGUAAAAAUAUCAAUUGGCACGAUAAAGACUCUAAAAAGUCACUCAUAAGUUUUUGGAAUAUCUUUAAAAGUAUACGUAUCUUCAAACGGCGCCGACUCCAUUUCUGUACUAAUUAAAUGGAUUACUUUAAGAAGAAGAGAAUAUCCUCCAGAAUUGGCUCCCCCUCAUGCUUUUUCCCCCAUCCAGCUUUUCUUUAUUUAAGAUAUAACUAAUUAAGGUGUCAGCAUAAAAAUUUUAUGGAUUAUUCUCUGUAUAUAAGGGAUAGUCCCUGAAAUUUUCAUAGUGAUAUCAUCAUUAGUUGUCCUCCAAACGAAGAAUAACCAGAAAAGAAAACAGGCAUGAGGCCCACCAAUCCUUCAGGAGGAUCUUCCCCUCUUCGUCAAGUUGCUCUGUGUAUUUAGUACAGAAUUGGAGACCACACAGCUUGAAAAUAUUAACUUAUAAUAUUGUAUGGCCUUAGGAGUUUGUAAGAGUUUUCAUGGUACCCAUCGUUAUUUUUAUGUACAUAAGAAUAGUUGCUUCAAAAUGCUGUAAUAACUGUUAACAACAGACCCAUUGGGCUAAGUGGUUUUGACAUGAAGCUAUCCAGCUACAGAAGCUCAUUCAUAUGUUGCAAAUGCCUAUUUUCUUGGAGCAUGUUACAGACUUAAAUUUUUCAGUCCAAAAGACUGUUUUUGAGAUGUAGGUCUUGUAAGUAUUUUACUUACUAUUUAUGAUGAAAAUAUGUUUCAUAGCGGAAUUUUGUAUUCGUGUAUCACUCCUAAAUAAUUUUUUUCAAUUAUGAGUAUAUUUUGUACCUGAUAUAUGAGCUACCUAAUAAAAUAACAAAAAUAUAA